Messenger RNA from Bicyclus anynana (squinting bush brown), 3003 nucleotides. Its product is annotated as zinc finger protein 568-like. Lineage: Eukaryota; Metazoa; Arthropoda; Insecta; Lepidoptera; Nymphalidae. The coding region runs from base 436 to 2820 and encodes 794 amino acids. Gene Ontology annotation, cellular component: nucleus. Gene Ontology annotation, molecular function: zinc ion binding; RNA polymerase II cis-regulatory region sequence-specific DNA binding; DNA-binding transcription factor activity. The record is from RefSeq and is a predicted model, not a curated record. Gene Ontology annotation, biological process: regulation of transcription by RNA polymerase II. The transcript is spliced from 8 exons.
GUCAAAUGACAGGUAAUAAAAAUAUUUGUUCACUUGUCCAGUGAAUUUUUAUGGUUACCAAAAAAUCCUUUAAAAAUACGCACGGCCUGUCAACUAAAUCAUUCAAAACACAUUACAAAAAAGAAAAACAAAAAAGUCAAAAGUAUCAUCGAGUCUAAAAAAAUUAUUGCUAAGUACCACGUGAAACGUGAAGUGUUGCAUGAAUUCUGUGGUAAAUAAUAUUAUCUGGUCUUAGGCUAACAUUUGAAUUCUGAAUUCUGAUCUUAGUGAUGAUGAUGAGAUAAGAAGUGAAGCAGAGCAGACGACACUCUACGGUGAGCACAAAAGCAGUACAUCAGUUGAUCACAAUCACAACAGAUCACGCUUUGGCACUUUAGCUAUCUAAUUACUUCCUCAAUCUGUGAGCACAAUUGUAUUCGUGGCGAAGAAGCAAUAAUGCGGUGCUGCGUGCCUUUAUGUGGAAAUACAUCAAACAAUGUGUCAACAUCUGAGAAAACGGAAAUUACCUUUCAUGCAUUACCCAGUGAAGGAAAUCUCCGCACUGCUUGGCUCAGAACCUUCGGCGUACAAGACCCUCACCUGCCCAACACUGCUGUGGUCUGCUCCCAGCACUUGGUAGAUGACAACUUUCUCAAUACAAACAGUAGUGUGAGGGAGAUUCACUCUAAUGCUGUUCCCUCAACAGUGCAGAUGUGCAUGAUAUGCCUGGACACUGACAGCAAGCUGUCUCUAAUGAGCAAACACAAGUUGGAGGAGGCAUAUGAACAGCUAACUGGACUGUCUUUGUUUCAGUUGUGUCGUCGAGCAAACCUGAAGCAAACACUCUGUGUGCUGUGUGCUCAGAGAUUGAUGAACUUCAGUAAAUUUAGAGACUUGAGCUUGAGAGCCCAUUCACUGAUGACAGACUUAGUUGAACAAUAUGAAUUAAAUACUAUACAACACAAAGAAUUGCUGAACUGCACAAGUGCACAUCUGAAGUGUAAUUUGACACAAACAACAUUAGGAGCUAACCAUUGUGACUUGUACAUAGAUCACACUGAUGAAGAGGAACAGACAGCAGCAGAGGAAUCUGUAGUGGGAGGUGUUGCAACAGUUGUGGUGAAGAAUGAAGGCAGUUCUGACUCCAUGUUGAGUGCUGAUAACUUGGAAUUGGCACAACACAAUUGUGCCUCUGAUGAUGAAUACUCUGACCGGAGCAUAAAGUUAGAGUCCAGGCUACUGGAUGAAGCUAUAAGUAAAGCUCUUGGUAGGAAAGCAUUUUGUUUUGAGGACUUUGUGCAAGAGCCUGCACACAAGGAACACAUGAGCAAGCAUCUCCAGAACGCUGCAUGUGCAUCACAAGUGUUCGAGCCUCGUGCAGCUGUGAACCGCAGCUGUGACUCACUUGUGCUGCAGAACAAAACAGGAAGUCAGAGGCUGAAUGAUGUCCCUCCCCCGGCUGCAAACUCACAUUCUGCUGCUAUGUUCCACGCAACAGGCAGUCGGAAGCUCAAUGAUGUCCCUCUCCUGGCAGCUGCAGACUGUGCUCAACCUUUAGUAACUCCACUGUUCGCGAGACUUGCUGCAAGUAACGAGAACAAAGUGCAGGCAACUGAAGAAGCAGGUGCUAUUCAGAAAAGUGAACAGAUCCUUGAAACUAACAUUGGCGAACUGGACGACCGAUCAUCUGAGAGCGGCACCAAACCCUACACAGAUACAAAUAGAUUCACAGAUUGUGUAGUCCAGUUAUAUGAUAUAUUCAAGAUACCCAACAAAGUUGUACUUGGUGAGAAUCAACGCAUGAGUCUCCACACUGCUGCCAAGCCUUACUCUUGCACUAUAAGCAACUACAAAUGUUCACAAAAAAUUGAUUUAUUUAAGCAAAAGAUAACUCAUACUGGUGAAAAGCCAUUUUCCUGUGAGAUAUGCAAUUUUAAAUCUGCACAAAAAAAUAAAUUAUUACGGCAUAUUAGAACACACACUGGUGAGAAGCCAUUUUCCUGUGAUAUGUGCAAUCAUAAAUGUGCACGAAAAGAUAAAUUAUUACAGCAUAUUAAAACUCACACUGGUGAGAAGCCAUUUUCCUGUGAGAUAUGCAAUUACAAAUGUGCACGAAAAAAUCAUUUAUUACAGCAUAUUAAAACUCACACUGGUGAAAAGCCAUUUUCCUGUGAGAUAUGCAAUUACAAGUUUGCUGUAAAAAGUAAUUUAUUACGGCAUAUUAAAACCCACACUGGUGAGAAGCCAUUUUACUGUGAGAUAUGCAAUAACAAAUUUGCACGAAAAAAUAAUUUAUUACAGCAUAUUAAAACCCACACUGGUGAAAAGCCAUUUUUCUGUGAUAUGUGCGAUUACAAAUGUGCACAAAAAUGUCAAUUAUUACAGCAUAUUAAUACCCACACUGGUAAAAAUCUAUUUUCCUGUGAGAUAUGCAAUUAUAAAUGUUCUCUAAAAGGUAAUUUAUUACGGCAUAUUAAAACCCACAUUGGUGAGAAGCCAUUUUCCUGUGAUAUGUGCAAUCAUAAAAGUGCACAAAAAGAUAAUUUAUUACGGCAUAUUAGAACCCACACUGGUGAGAAGCCAUUUUCCUGUGAGAUAUGCAAUUACAAAUGUGCACAAAUAGGUGAUUUAUCACGGCAUAUUAGAACUCACACUGGUGAGAAGCCAUUUUCCUGUGAGGUAUGCAAUUACAAAUGUGCACGGAAAGAUAAAUUAUUACAGCAUAUUAAAAUCCACACUGGUGAAAAGCCAUUUUCCUGUGAGGUAUGCAAUUAUAAAUGUACCCAAAAAAGCAAGUUAUUAAUGCAUAUGAGAACCCACACUUCACAAGAGCAGUUGUGAAACAUAAUUCAUGCCUGUGUGCGUGACAUGUGCAUGUAGGCGUACUCGGCAAAGGACAAUGCUCAGCGCCCAAACACCUGCAGUGUACGUGCUCAUGUGUUCCUGAGCCUAAGGCUGCCUCUAGAGAUCGCUACUAUCGAACAGUAAAAGUACUUGUAAUAAAAUUGAAGAUAUUUUAAAAAA